GGGUUUCCUGUGGAUCUCGGCUGGUCUUAAACGACGAGUCGCCAUAUACGAAUCAACUAGUUUCUGUUAUAUUUUCCAUCAACUAUCUCGUCAAUUUUGAGCCAUGGCAGCUCCGUUUGAAGAUAUUCCAUUACAAAAAGGAGAUGAUAAUCCACAUCCUACGACAAAAAGUGGUAAAAGUGGAGAGACUGUCCUGAGCAAGUCGAAGAAGACAGCACUAAUCGUGGUUUUUGUAGUUCUUAUUCUCGUCAUUUUGAUUCUGCUUAAAAAUCAAAAGUUGGAUCAAAAGAAGAUGAUCCAACACCAGUACCACCACAAAAUAGAACAAAAAAUAAUCGGCUUCCAGACACAGUAGUCCCUCUACACUACAAAUUAAGAAUGAAUAUUGAUCCCAACAAGGAAGAUUUCAGUGGUGAAGAAGAAAUUCAAGUGAACGUCAUAAAAUCUAUGUCUACUCUUGUGAUUCACUCCAAAAACCUGAACAUCACCAAUGUUGAAAUCGAACAAGGUUCAUUCAAAGUAAAGAGGCAUUAUGCCAGCGACUUAAAUGACUUCUACUUUAUCGAGACCGAAUCAUCAUUUGCACCCGGAAAAUACCUCCUAAAAAUGGCCUUCCAGGGUUUGUUUAGGAAAGACCUGAAUGGCUUGUACAAAGGCUACUUCCGUAAAAAGGACGGCACCAUUGCGUAUUUUGCUUCUACUUUCUUUGAACCCGUGGAGGCUCGUUCCAUGUUUCCAUGUUUCGAUGAACCUGCCCUUAAAGCAACCUUUGAUAUAACAGUUACACAUCCCAAGGAUCUCUCAGCCUUCUCUAAUAAUGGUGUUAAAGAGAAGAAAGAAGAAAGUACAAACUAUGUUAGCUCCUUCAAGACAACACCCACAAUGUCAACCUACUUGGUAUCAAUCGUUGUUGGUGACUUAACUAGUUCCAAGGAAAUGACUUCUAGUAAUGGUGUUAAGAUACGAGUAUUAGGUCAACCGGAUAGAGAAGAUCAGAUGACAUUCGCCUUAAACAUGGCCAAUGAGACGUUGGUCCAGUUGGAAGAGGCAUUUGGCAUUAAAUAUCCAUUGGAAAAACUAGAUUUGAUCGCUCUUCCUGAAUGCUUUAUUGCUAUGGAAGAUUAUGGUUUGAUACACUUCCAGGAAGAUGGCUUGCUUUACAAGCAAGGGUUUUCAUCAGAACAAGUUCAGUCGUCGUUGCUAAUGCGCUGGCUUCCUCAUGAGAUCGUGCAUCAGUGGUUCGGUAAUCUAGUCACCAUGAAUUGGUGGGACGAUAUUUGGUUGAACGAGGCAUUUGCUGAUUACUUUAACUACUUUGAAGCAUCACCAAAAUCCAUUGCAAGCUGGAAAAGGGACAAACUCUUUACUCAUACCAACGUUGGUUCUGCCCUGGAGCUUGAUGCCUUCAUAAAUACUCGUGAAGUAAUUGCGAAUCCGAAGAAACUCAUGUCAGCUUACAUAUUUGAUGAUAUUAUCUAUAAAAAGGGAUCAUCAGUGCUAAGGAUGUUAAAGAAUUCCUUCCAAGAGCCAAAAAAUUUCAACAAAGCCAUUAAA
This is a messenger RNA of Actinia tenebrosa (Australian red waratah sea anemone), 1554 nucleotides long. RefSeq names its product glutamyl aminopeptidase. Gene Ontology annotation, cellular component: membrane; cytoplasm. Gene Ontology annotation, biological process: peptide catabolic process; proteolysis. Lineage: Eukaryota; Metazoa; Cnidaria; Anthozoa; Actiniaria; Actiniidae. Gene Ontology annotation, molecular function: peptide binding; zinc ion binding; metalloaminopeptidase activity. The record is from RefSeq and is a predicted model, not a curated record.